This is a messenger RNA of Hypomesus transpacificus, 5386 nucleotides long. RefSeq names its product PHD finger protein 21B (gene phf21b). The record is from RefSeq and is a predicted model, not a curated record. The transcript has 12 exons. Lineage: Eukaryota; Metazoa; Chordata; Actinopteri; Osmeriformes; Osmeridae. The coding region runs from base 304 to 2064 and encodes 586 amino acids.
GCUACUUUAACUAGAGCAAGAGUAGCUCACUGACAUUUUCACUGCGGUGGCUCUCCUUCCUCUUCUGGGGGAGGUCUAAUGAUCCGCGGGGGGAAAGAGAAAGUGUGUAUGAUGAGAAUUGCGUGAACCGGCUGGCUGGUAGGUUAACCCAAUACCUCACUGUGCGAAAACCCGGGGACGAGGAUGAGAUAAAGGCACAGGAAGAUAACGCCGUCUCAGCCGAGCCCAGAAAGCGGGCCUGUGUAUUUUUAGCAGCGGCAGCCACUGGUAUUACGCAAGACGACACAAGAAAGGUGGAAAAAGAUGUUGGGAACCCUCACAGCAGUGCCCAUCAAGGUGCCUCAAGUCAGCUCUCUGUACAGGCUGGCAGGACGGGCGCCCACUGUGCUACCUCAGGUCAGGCCAAAGACCCAGAUCCCAGACAGCCUUCCCCACAGCCCCUUCCAGGAGCAGCAGAGCAGCCAGCAGGCUCUCAGCCUGCAGAGAGCCACCGCCCUGGUCAGCCCCAAGAGCCAGGGGCCCGCCCUGGUCGCCCCCAAGAGCCAGGGACCUGCCCUGGUCAGCCCCAAGAGCCAGGGGCCCGCCCUGGUCAGCCCCAAGAUCCAGGGACCCGCCCUGGUCAGCCCCAAGAGCCAGGGGCCUGCCCUGGUCAGCCCCAAGAGCCAGGGGCCCGCCCUGGUCAGCCCCAAAAGCCAGGGGCCCGCCCUGGUCAUCCCCAAGAGCCAAGGGCCCGCCCUGGUCAGCCCCAAGAGCCAGGGGCCCGCCCUGGUCAGCCCCAAGAGCCAGGGGCCCGCCCUGGUCAGCCCCAAGAGCAAGGGGCCCGCCCUUCCCACCGCCAACAGCACCUUCAUCCCCGAACGCCUGCCCAACGGACAGGGAGGGGACUCCUCGCCUCCGCUUCCCCCUCCCCCACCGCCCCUCCCCCCCCAGCUCCAGGCCCUGUCCGUAGGGGGGGGCGCGUCCCCCAGCACCGCGCCCUCCGCCGCCGCCACGUCCACGGGGCCGGGCGUGGCCUACGCCAUCGUCUCCGGCUCCCCGCCCGCCUCCGCCCCCGGGAACGGCCUGUCUGGCGCGGGCGAGGCGGUCAAGGUGCAGCCGCUACUCUUCAGCGCCGACAAUAAGGUGAUACUUAUCCAGCCGCAGACCCCCAGAAGUUUGCAGGGGUCCCCUGGCCCCCAGGUGGACAGCCCCUCACAGGAGACCAUGCCCACCCCCUCCCCCCCAGCCAGGAAGAAGGAUGAGGACCCAGAGAAAAUUGCCUUCAUGGUUGCCCUUGGCCUGGUCACCACCGAACACAUGGAGGAGCUUCAGACCAAGCGUCAGGAGAGGAAGAGGAGGAGCACAGCCAACCCGGCCUACAGCGGCAUGUUCGAGCCGGAGCGCAAACGCCUCACAUCGAAUUACCUGAACAACCCCCUCUUCCUGUCAGCGAGAGACACUGAGGAUCUGUGCUGGAAGGAGGACUUGGAGCAUGAGGACCACUGUGCCAUCUGCCAGGAGGAUGGCGAGCUCCAGCCGUGCCACAACUGCACCCGCGCCUACCACCCGGACUGCCUACAGCCGCCACUUCGCACCCCGCCCCGGGGGGCAUGGUACUGCCCCAAGUGCCAGAAGAAGGUUCUGAACAAGGAAAACAUGUCGUGGCCCCAGAACUUUGUCCAGUCAUACGUCACACACAAGACAGUGAGAGAGGAGGAGAAGAGGAGGCUGCUGAAGAGGAACAGUGAGCUGAAGAAGGACUGCUCCCAUCUGGAAGAACAGGACAAGAGACUCAGUAAAUCCCUCACGAAGUGUAUGGAGCGGCGGGAGGGUCUGAUGAGCCAGCAGAGAGACACGCAGUCGUCCCUGGAGCGCCUCAAGGCCCUCAUCAGGCUGAUCCAGCGCGACCAGAUGAUCCAGGUCACCAUGACGGCCACCACCACCACGGGAGCCUCCCUGCUGUCCCUGCCCUCCCUGCCUCCCUGGAUCAAGCCCGCCAGCGCCGCCACCACGUCGCCCCCCGCAGGACCCUCCAUGCUACUGCAAAAGAGCCUGCCCCAGACCCAGACCCAGGGUAACAACUGACCCAGAUGGACCCCCCCUCCAUUGUCCUCCCUCCCCCUCUACAGAGCACCUACCUGUGCUGCAGCAUCUUAGCCAAGUCAGCAGCCCGCCCGGGGAAUGACGCGGGUCACCUGACCAUCUUGACGACAACGCUCUUUUUUGACAAAGUCCGAGGUACCAUUGAAUAAUAUCUAACCAUACGUUUUUUUAUUGAGAGCUGAAAGAAGAUGAGAAAUCUAGAAAACGUACAAAAAAAAACAACUAAAACUAUAUCCUCCACUCGAUUCAUAACAAGUAUUUUUUAAACCCAACACCUACAGUGCUUACGAGAUUUAUUUUCUAAUUUAUCGUUUUUUUUGUUGUUUUUUUUAUUAUUGUUCUUGGCCUUAAUGUAUUUAUGACAAAAAAUUGUUCGAUACAAAGUGCUGCCACAGCAAUAUGGAAAAGUUAUUCUGUGGGGCCCGAAAUAUUUUUUGAGUUUUUUUUUCAGGUAUAAUUAUUGUUCUGCGUAUAGUGAGAGAGAACAUUAGAGUAGUGGUAGUUACAAAGAAACAAUGGAAUUAUGAAACAAAGGACUGUACAUUAAUAUAUUGGAGUAGUUUGGUUUGUUCUCAUUCUCCUAUGAACAAUGUUUGCCACAAUAAUUCAGGUGAAAGAAGAGCGGGCGAAGUGUCAUUGUGUAUGUAUGUAAAAGCAUACGAGCCUUCAAACAAAAAGCAGAGAAUAACAUUUUUUCAGUAUUAAUAGAGUUAAAAUUCAAAGAAAAAGUAUUUAAGAUAACUACAGAAUUUAGCCUUUCUAGAGGAGAAUUUAGUAUUUUCAUGCCGAUGCCUGUCGAUUGAAACCGUGAGUGGUGGUAAAAAACCAGGAGAGGAACUGUACAUAUGUUGUGUUAUUAUCGCAGGCUUCUGUUUUUACUGGACUCACAACUACCCGAGGUGUUGCUUUAUAUUCCAAUGCACUCAAAAGCUGACAUUUUGAAGGGCCAUUGGAGUUCCUGUACUUGUGUGAUCCCACCAUUAGUUUCCCUACCCUCUACCUGUCACCAGUAUAGAAAAUAUGCCAAAAAACCUUACAUUUUUGUACUGGGAACUCCAUCUAUCAAAUAUGUCUAUGAUACUUUCCCUGCCUGAUUUUUUUUAUAUAUAGAUAUAUAUAGCUUUUGCUCUCACACUUUUUUAUUUUUUACUCAUGUGAUGUUCUUUCAUGACUUGACAUUUUACAGAGAUGAGCCUGCUAAUUCUGUCCUGGAGAAGUCUGUUAGACGGUACAAAUGAACACUGCCUCAAGUUCAAGUAGAUCAAUCCAGGGUUUCUUUCUUAUAGCAUUUUAUAAACACACACCAGUCAGCUGGCAUAGGGACAGCUCAGUCGGAGUUACUCUUUCUAUAGUUAGUCUUCCUGCUGCUCCACAUAGACUUUUAGUCAGAAACACGAUUUGUUUUCUUUUUCAUAAACCGCUAUCAUGAUUUGUCUCGUAUUUAUCAAACGAUGGGUUUGCCGAACCUCACUGCGACCCGUAGAUGCACACGAUCGAACAAAUAUGAGAGAGAAUAAUUUGGAGUACGAAUACAUUUCAUAUCAGACUCUCUAAGACAUUUGAGCACACAGACAGGAGUACUGAACGGAAUUGGGCCUGGUUUCUUUGGAAUGACCGCAGGCAGACAAAAGAACAGCCAUCUUAGAGAACAGAAAAUACUGGACUAAUUGAGCAAUGCUGGUCUGGCCAGAGGCUCUGGUUGAAAUAAUCAAAUUCAGUUAAGCAAUAUGACGCUGGGAUUUGUCUAUUCUGUUCUAAGAUCAGAACACACACCAGUCGUUCGAGAUAAAGAAAGUUAAAGGAACCUUGGAUGAGAUCAGUUGUGUUUAUGUAGACGCUCUGGGCCUGGCGAGUUCACAGAUUGAGGGCUAUAUGGAGAAGUCACCCUGUCAAACAACAAACCACCUAAACCGUCCAUCAAGAACAAACUGUUCAUUCAGUAUCUACAGAAUCACCAACACAGGGCUCUAUCAAUAAAUAGCUUACGUGAUCAUAUCAAGUUUUGCCUUGCCAAAUGAACAAAAACAUGGUUUGACUCACAUUGGGAGGGGUGAGUGAGCGAUGAGGGCAGAGUAGGGCAGAUUGUGCUGGCAUUGGGCAUGAGGAUAUUUCUGUGUCGGCAGUCGUGUCUGCAAGAGCUGUCAGUAGCAGCGUGGCAUGCAGAGCUAGGGCACUUGCACGUAGGGGCGACACUUACUGUACCACCCAAUGCCAGAAUGGACACCAUUUGUCGCAUAUCAGGCCCUUCCUAGCACGUAGCGCUGCACGCUGGUGGGAACGAGGAGCAGUCCAUGACGCACUGCAUGAGCUGUAGUAGCAGAACAACUCGGAAUGAAGUCAGUAUCAGAUCGAAGGAUGUGCAAAAUGAGAACCAUAUCGCUAGUGCUCAGUGUUCCAUCCCUCCCCCCCACUCCCCCCAUCAUCUAAAUAUGUUGCCUCCGACCUCCUUCGCCCAUUUUCAGAAUCUUCUCCGGGAGUAACUGUGCAGUGCAUAUUAUACAGAUCUAUUUUAAUACACUCGACACAAACAUUUGAACAAAUGAGAUGAAGUUCCGGUUUUUUAUAUUCUUUUAACAAUGAACAAAAAAAAAAUGAAAACAAACAUUGGAUUUUUUUAUUGUUUGCCAAUUAUGCAUUCUUAGCUUGCGAUGGUCAAAAUAUUCUUUCGCCAUGAGGGGGCGGUAGCAAGGGAGAGAAGACUACACAAUAAAUUUAGAUCGGUAAGGAGACGUCUGUUGAAGUAGUGUUUUUUUCUUUGUCAUUAACAAGGGGACUGCCCGGUGGAUAGUGUGUAUAGAAAAGUGUUUGUCUUACAUAUGCCAAUGUAGUUUUUCUUUAUGAUGCAUUAAAAGUUGAUUGAUGGAAGUUGGUUAAUGGUAAAGAGUAGUCUCACUUUUUUGUACCAAGUUCUUAUGAAAAGUUUAAUCAUUAAUAAACAAAAUUCCAGAACAAAUGUUUGGUGAAACUGUCAAUGUUUUCCUAAGCGUGUACUCAAUCAUGUCAAUGUUUGUGGCGGGUUAAAUCAUUGGUAAUACUGUAUUCUAUGCACAAAUGUGGUCAAAUUAGACAAUAGGAAUGUAGUUACAACAACAGUCAGUAGUCAAAAUAAACCCAUCUACAGUUCAAUAAAUAUGUUUGCAUAAUCACCCUAAGCCUAAACUUUUAACCAUAUUGCCAACAAACAAGAACAGACGAUGCAGAGUACAGAGAGCGGAGCACAGACAGUAUCAUACAGGAUGCCUUGGCAUCCUGCAAAGGCAUUGGUUACAGUGGCUUGCAUAUCAGUAACAUACAUAUUUCAAAG